This is a messenger RNA of Ustilago hordei, 1080 nucleotides long. RefSeq lists its product as uncharacterized. Lineage: Eukaryota; Fungi; Basidiomycota; Ustilaginomycetes; Ustilaginales; Ustilaginaceae. The coding region runs from base 1 to 1080 and encodes 359 amino acids. The record is from RefSeq and is a predicted model, not a curated record. The transcript has 5 exons.
AUGCCGGAUGUCGGCGGGCCAUCCUACCUCGUUCGUCUACUACAGGAGACAUCCCUUUUCGACUUCCAAGUACUCAAGAACGCAUUGGACAUGCUCGCACUCAAGUCACAACUCAUCGGCGUCGCUCUCGUGCUGGCAUUCUGUGCUGAAACCCUCUAUGCAAGGAAUGGGUAUAAUAACAAGCACGUAUGCCCACCCCGCUCGAAGGUACUACCUCAUAACACCGACUACAGGAAACGAUGCGAAGCUGAGACUGGCCCUGACGGUGCCGAUCCCAAGUGGCCUUGCUUCACCUUCUGGAGCGGAAGUUUGGAUGAUGUGCUCGCCGAUACGUCUGCUUCAGGCAAAGCUCCCCACGAAUUCCUCCUCAUAAAAAAUGGCUACAAGUACGACUUUACAACUGCCGACCCCACCAAGGACUUCGAUCUGAAAUGGCAGGAAGGGGACGUUGAGAUGAGCUAUUCCGACUUCGACAAGGAAAAGGGCUGCUUCAAGAUCACGCUGAAGCACUCUAGUACGGAUGCUUACCGUAUCUGGGUCUCUGCCGAGAACAGCAAAGAGCGAGACCUAGACACCUGGAAACGUGGGGAGACGUCCACGACCCUAUGCACAAAGUGGGUCCACGUCCACAUCAAGUACGAUGGCACUUCUGCUCGUCACCUAGACGCACCAGUGUGCGGUCUACGCAUUAGAGAUUCAGCAUCUGCUGCUGCUGUGACACAACCUUGUCACGACAGGACAACAGCUGGUAAGAUCGAAAGGGCUCGUGAGGCUCGCCAUCCCAACAAUUCGAAGCUCCCUCUUUGUUCAAUGAUAGCAACUCCUACCUUCCCAUCCUACUUAGCUUUCGCCUUCCUCCAUCUUCCAGUACCAAUCAUCAAGUUUGCUUCCGAAAUGAACUCACUUGGGCUCAUUCUCCUCCUCAGCACUCUCAGCGCCCUUUCUGCGGCCUUUGCCCAAGACUGUCCGCUGAAGUUGACCCCAAUUCGCCCUCGCAACUCGGACUUCAACAAAGCUUGUUCUGCCAAUUCCGCCUCCAAGUCUCCUUGCUUUCAUCACGUCUCUGGCUCGCUUCACUAG